Oncorhynchus gorbuscha (pink salmon) is the source of this 4743-nucleotide messenger RNA. RefSeq names its product zinc finger protein neuro-d4-like. Lineage: Eukaryota; Metazoa; Chordata; Actinopteri; Salmoniformes; Salmonidae. Gene Ontology annotation, cellular component: nBAF complex. The transcript has 12 exons. Bases 1 to 1233 code for a protein of 410 amino acids. The record is from RefSeq and is a predicted model, not a curated record. Gene Ontology annotation, biological process: nervous system development.
AUGAAAUUGAAAUUGCUGGUAUAUUACAUGUGCAAUACCGGGAUCUGCAGUGUUACAUUGUAUCUAUCAUACUAUAUCAAAAUGGCCACAGUGGUACAGAACCCCCUGAAAUCGCAAUCUGGAGGAACCGUCAUUAAGAACAGUCUGGGCGAGGAGUUCUACAGAGAGGCCAUCGAGCACUGCCGCAGCUACAAUGCCCGCCUGUGUGCUGAGCGCUCCAUGCGCCUGCCCUUCCUGGACUCCCAGACCGGCGUGGCACAGAGCAACUGCUACAUCUGGAUGGAGAAGAACCACCGUGGCCCAGGUUUGGCCCCAGGACAGUUGUAUACUUACCCUGCGCGCUGCUGGCGCAAGAAGAGACGGCUAAACAUUCUGGAGGACCCGCGCCUCGGACCCAUUGAGUUUAAGAUCGACUACGAGGCGUCUCUGAAGAAGGAAGGGGGCUUGCCGGAGGGGCCGGUGUUGGAAUCACUGCUCAGUGGAGAGACUCUGGACAAGAAGGUGGAGACCAAGGAAGAGGAACCUAUGAGCGAGUGCCAGAAGCUGCUGGUCGGUGAUUUCCCCCAUGAACUGGAAGUGGAGGAGAUGGAAGAGGACGUCCCCAAACGCAAGAACCGCAAGAACCGCGAAGGACGGGCCUGUGGUGUAGGGGGUAUGAGGAAGAGACAAGAACCCAGCACCAUUGAGGACAGGGACAAGCCGUACGUCUGUGACAUCUGUGGGAAGCGCUAUAAAAACCGACCGGGCCUGAGCUACCACUACACUCACACACACCUAGCGGACGAGGAGGGAGAGGAGGACUCUGAGCGACACACCCUGCCCUUCCAGCGCAAGAACAACCACAAGCCUAAGAAAGCUGCAGAUGGGUCGGUCAUCCCUAACGGCUACUGUGACUUCUGCCUGGGCGGCUCCAAGAAGACCGGCUGUCCCGAGGACCUCAUCUCCUGUGCCGACUGUGGACGCUCAGGCCACCCGUCCUGCCUGCAGUUCACAGUCAACAUGACGGCAGCCGUACGGACCUACCGCUGGCAGUGUAUCGAGUGCAAGUCCUGCAGCUUGUGUGGCACCUCCGAGAAUGAUGAUCAGUUACUAUUCUGUGAUGACUGUGACAGAGGCUACCAUAUGUACUGCCUGAGCCCCCCUAUGGCGGAGCCCCCAGAGGGGAGCUGGAGUUGCCAUCUGUGUCUGCGACAGUUGAAAGAGAAGGCCUCGGCCUACAUCACCCUGACCUAAUCUACCACGUUACACCCCCCUGCCCUAAACAUAACAACUGGACCAACUCCAAUCUGAGAAGACACCCUCAACGCCCUGCAGUUUUUCCUGCUCUAUGAAACGACAACAGACGUCUGUCCACCUCUCCAGUCAUCAGGUCUCCCAGCCCCAGCUGUUUUAACGUCAAUGGAAGUACCUACAUCCCAGGUUGCACCAUGCUCCAUCCAGGUCUCCCCCAGUCUGCCCCUGCUGAGGCCCAGCCACCUGCCCCUGGAGUCCCCUCCACCUCUGGCACCUCUGGCCCAUGAGGAACCACCUUCUAUCCCAGCAGCCUCAGCGGGGAGCAUCUGAUCAUCAAUAGCCUAACUGGGCUACCCCCCGGGGCUUGCUGUCCCUCCACCGUCUGCCUCCAAAGAGCUGUUUAUCAGUAGCCCACAAGGGCACUCAAGAGGCAUGCUCUCCCCUGUGAAGGGUCCUUAGAGGAGCCCUAACGAGCAUCAGCUGCCACUGUGGCCCUAUACUCCCAUACACUCGUCUGUGGCCCUGGCAGCAGAGUACACAGAGAGAGGGAGAAGCAGGCCGUAGUGACGACCAGACUCCUCGUUAGGUUUAAAGCAGCUGCAGCCCCGCCCCCUUCCUCCCACCUGGAGCCGCCACUCAAGGCCUUUGAAAGUGAAGUACUCUGGGGUUGAUACCAUCGUGCAGAGCUGUUGUGGCUUUAUGACAUUUGCAGAGGAGAGAGAGCGGAGAGGUCGUCACUCUGUCAUCAGCCACUUAGAUCAAAUUUUGUGUCCAAAAAAAUAAUGAAUUAGAGCAAAGGUUUUCCUCAACUGUAAACCUCUGGUUACCUUCAUUUCCUUCAAAACAACAACUGAAAAAGCCAACAUGAGACUGCUAUGACUUUGGCGGGGCUUGGUGUAUUUUGUCUGUGUGUUUAGCAAGAAUGUAGGUAUGUUUUAAGUGUGGACAAUGCAGGUUUUAUUGUCUGGCCUUGUCAAAAAUACAGGGCCCAAAUGUUUUUUUAAACAUUUUAUUUGGUACUUUAUUUGCAUGGUGUUAACAUUAUAGUUUUUAAAGAUAUUUUAAGGAUAAAAUGUAUUUAAGAAAGCACACUUAAUUCGCAAUAAUGUGUUUGUGACCCAUUUGGGUAAAGUUGUGUGUGUGUGUGUGUCCAUCUGUAUAUGUGCGUGUGUAUGCGUGUGUGAGUGAGGGCAAAUGUGCCCUCCUAAAACUGCGUGGAAAUGAGAGCCAACCGUAGCCAACCAGGUGCUAGGCAGGACCUAUGGCAGGGUCAGGGAGCAGGAAGGGGAGGGGCUUCUGAUGAUUCUGAUUCCUAGAAACACCACCAUGACUUACUGUAUUAUGUUUUCUGUUGGACCAAACGAAUUCAAGCCAGCUUGCGCCGUUUCUCUCUUCCGAGCCCUUGUUUUUUCUCAAAGGAUAACUCAUUUUUGUGAAAAGUCAUCAAAACUAGUAGAAUUGAGCUCUUUACUAUCUGCAAGACUGCUUUGUGUGCUAGGAACUUGUAAUAUAAUGUGCUUUCAAAGAGUAAGCUAAAAGCAAGGACUUCUACUAACUGGGAUGCCAGCAUGUGAGUUUGUGCGCUUGCACUGAGACGAGUCUUUUUUCAACCCAAAGUCCCCUCCCCUAGUGGCCUAUCUGACUGGACUAUUGUAUGAGGCUGCAACUUUGAUUGGUCCAAUGAUCCCCCCCCUACUCUUCCUAGAGCUUUAAGUUGGGAGACAUUUUGCUGUAAAUAGAUUGUCACUCUCUCUGUUUAUCAUAAAGACUAAUUGCCAUUUCAUAAUUCACCGUCUCAGUGCAUAUCGAAAUAGGAACUCAAAAAUACAAUUUGUGUCAAUUUAAAUGCACUUAAAAGUGGUUGUCUAUUUGCCUCCAUAUUUGUGAUGUCUCUACUCCUCAAAUGUAUGUGUUUAUAUUCUACUAUGGUAUGAUCCAACACACACAGCCAUAUUGGGGGUAAAUGUUACUACCUGUGCUACCCAAAAUGUAUGUACCAUCAUUUAGGCAUGUGUGAUACCAGAAAUCCUCUCGAUUUCAUAUUCUGAUAUCUACUUUAUUUAUUUUUCUCGAAUAACUAGGGAUGUUUUCACCUCUUCUCUCUCAGUAUUGUUCUCUUAUUUGUUUAUGUCUGUGUUUUUCUACUUCAACCAUUUUGCACAGUGUGUUUGUUUGUUUGGCAUGUGUGUGUACGUGUGUGUGGCUAUGUGUGUGAGAGAGAGGGAGAGACACUCAGGCGGACUUGAAGGCGCUGUCUGUCUGUCAGUGGUUCCGUUCCAAAUGACACCCUGUCCUCUUUAUGGUGCACUACAGUGGCCAUAAGGCUCUGGUGAAAAGUAGUGCAUCACAUAGGGAAUAGGGUCCCAUUUGGGAUGCACAGUCUCUUUAAACUCAUAAUGAGGUCCUCGAAAAACAAACAAACACAGUGAAGAGACGGUUAUUAUUUUUCAAACUUCCUCUCCAAGAAACAAGCUGCAUUCCGAUACAUCCAAGAAUACAGUCAACACUAGUGUACUACACUAGAAUGGGUACUGCUGAAGCCACAGUACUUGCUACCGUCGUUGGUCCCGAGUGACAGUAGCCUGAUCCCAGAUCUGUUUGUGCUGUCGCAUGACAAGGACCCUUGGAGAACAGAUCUGGUGACAGAAUGUUAUUCUACUGAAUUCUGGGCCCCUUGAUUGUGAAAAGUGCAAUGUGUCAUAAUAGAUUGUGUCCUAGCGGUGAAUUGUUCAAUAAUGAAACUUUUCACCUUUUAAUGGACAGGCUCCUCAAAAGACAAUGUGAAAACCUUCACCACAUUACUCUUUCAUCCUUUUAAGUGUCCCACCAAUAUCCAAUCAGAGUUGUGUUCAGAGCCAGUACUGAGGUAAUAGCCGGAUGAUGACUUGUGAUUCUGUGUGAGUGAGGUGAGCUGAUCUGAACGUGUUUUUCUGAUAAGCCUUCUGAAUUUAUUCCUGGCACUUAUGAGGAUGUGGUGGUCAAACUACAUUGAUUGUACUGUCUGAAAAGAUGCAGUUGCGGAAAGAGGAGUGACUCAAGCUCAGAUAUGACCUUUGACCCCACCCCCCACCUUUAGACUGGGGGUAGGAUCAGAAGGGAAAGUAGAUUAUUGGCCAGUCCUCAAACGAAGCAGGAUUUUGGCCCUCUUGUAAAUUGUCGUGCUGUGAUCUUGCUUGCACUUCUUAUUCCCCAAAUAAUAAAUUCCUGUGUGAGUGUGUGCACAUUUUCCUUUCUUGUAACUGUCUGUUGGAAAAAAAGAAACACUGGAUAAAAUGAAUUUGUUCGUAUUUACCCUGAUGGAGAUCAAAUCUUCCUGGACACGUGGGUUGUUUUUUCCUUCUCUACCUGGGAACGCUUUGAAAUAUUGACUGCAACUGCAUAGCUGUCAUUCAUUCAUUCACUGUAAAUUCAUCUUGUCUUUCUCGAGGCACCCAAUUUUUCCACAUUUUUCUCUCCUGACUCCUUUUUUCAUUUACAAACAAUCAUUAUUAAAAGUUGUAACUCCUGAAA